CGGUUUCCCCGGCAACCGCGGCCUUGGGCCGAUGCGGGGCCGGAGCGGGGGGCGAGCGGAGCCAUGGGGGAGGAGGCGACGUGCGACUUGAGUUGCGCGGGCCGUCCGGGCCCGCUGCUGAGGCGGGAGCCGGCUCCGCAGGCGGUGCCGGUGUGCGCCUUCCCGCCGCGGGGCUACGAAGCGGCCCGCAACACGGGGCCCUACAGCUCCUCCGGCCUGGCCACGGCGGGCUUCCGCAGCGCCCGCUACUCGCCCGACGAGUGGCACCAGAACAACCACGCCCGCUUCUCCGAGGCCUCGGCCCACUGCGACGGCUCGGAGCGAGCCCGCCGGGCCUCCCGGCAGCUGGCGGCCGAGGCCGAGGCGCGGGCCCGGCGCACCCAGGCCGACGCCACCAAGCAGCUGGGCGAGCGGCUCCAGGACCUGCACUUCUGGAAGGCGGAGCUGCAGCGGGAGAUCGAGGAGCUGACGGGCGAGACGGCCCUGCUCCUGGCCCAGAAGCUGCGCCUGGAGAAGGCCCUGGACGCCCUGGACCUGCCCUACUCGAUCGCCAUGGACAACCUGCAGUGCCGGGAGAGGAGGCGGCCGCCCGACCUGGUCCGGGACGGCGCCGAAAUUCAGCUGUUGAAGGAAGCUGAACUCAUCAGAAAUGUCCAGGAGCUCCUGAAGAGGACGUUGAUGCAAGCCGUCAAUCAGAUCCAGCUGAACAGAGAUCAGAAGCAAACCUGUGAAAUGGAUUGGUCGGACAAAAUUGAAGCCUACAACAUAGACGAGACCUGCGGGCAUUAUAACAAUCAGAGCACGGUUAUCCAGUCCUAUCCUCACUCGUCCAAGCUAGAGGACAGUGCCUCCCACCCGGACUCGUGGGCCAAGUUUUCCCAUGACAACAUCCACCGGGCGGAGCGGGAGAGGACGGCGUCUGCCAGCCUCCGCUCUCUGAUCGACAGUGUGCUCCACGACACCGCAGAAGAUGUGCACAUGCAGUUUGAUGCCGUGAACCAGGCCCUGGCUCUACGCUGUGAAGAGGUGGAAGAUGCCAAGCACAAGCUGGAGCACAACCUGCACAUGACCCUCACGGAGAUCGGCAGCCAGGAAAACACCAUCUCUUCUCUCAAACAAGCCAUUAAGGAUAAGGAAACCCCCUUGAAAGUGGCUCAGACGAGGCUAUACCAGAGAUCUCAGAGGCCCAAUGUUGAGCUCUGCAAGGACGAAGCGCAGCUCAGUCUGGUCCAUGAGGUGGAGGAACUGACUCAAUCCAUUGGAGCUCUCAAGCAGAAGCUUCUGGAAGCAGAGCAGGCCCUGAGGAGCCUGGAAGACACUCGGAUGAGCCUGGAGAAGGAGAUCGACACCAAAUCCCACAGUCUCUUCAUCGAUCGGCAGCAGUGCCUGGCCCACCGCUCCCGCUACCCUGACAUCCUCAAGCUGGCCGGCUACCGGUAGCAGCCAGCCCUGCAGCUGGUGGGAGAAAGCUCAGUAUUCUUGUAGAAGUGAAACAGUUGUAGGAAUAAAAAGCAUCGUU
Molecule: messenger RNA, 1519 nt
Organism: Tachyglossus aculeatus (Australian echidna)
Lineage: Eukaryota; Metazoa; Chordata; Mammalia; Monotremata; Tachyglossidae
Gene: TEKT4
Product: tektin 4
Exons: 6
Coding region: 64-1440 (458 amino acids)
Biological process (GO): cilium movement involved in cell motility; cilium assembly
Cellular component (GO): microtubule cytoskeleton; nucleus; sperm flagellum
Source: RefSeq, a predicted model, not a curated record